This is a messenger RNA of Engraulis encrasicolus (European anchovy), 6571 nucleotides long. RefSeq names its product zinc finger protein 740a (gene znf740a). Gene Ontology annotation, molecular function: RNA polymerase II cis-regulatory region sequence-specific DNA binding; DNA-binding transcription activator activity, RNA polymerase II-specific. The transcript has 29 exons. Gene Ontology annotation, cellular component: nucleus. The record is from RefSeq and is a predicted model, not a curated record. Gene Ontology annotation, biological process: regulation of transcription by RNA polymerase II. The coding region runs from base 865 to 3576 and encodes 903 amino acids. NCBI's taxonomy places the organism in Eukaryota, Metazoa, Chordata, Actinopteri, Clupeiformes, Engraulidae.
UGCAUUUUAGAAAAGACCCGAUCCCCCACGACUCGUAGACAAGGGGAGGGGGUGUACGCAGGGACCUGAGUCUUUAUCGAGAAAUCUACGUUAUUUCAUUUUAACAGUGAUAUUUGUCAGAUAUAGAAAUUUGGACGCAGGUUAUAUGUUUGCAUAACAUUUUACGAAUCUAUUUUGUGUUAGAAACUGUAGCAUAGCCUGUCGUCGGAAAGGAUUGCGAAUUCAAGUCGAUAUGGAUGUGUGAUUUAUGUGUGGGAGCAAGGGUUGAGCAUGGCUAGCUUUAGUACAACUAGCUAACCAGCACCCCUACGUGGAUUCACUAGCCUUUUGACGUUGGAUAUGCUAACCCUCGCUAGCUGAUAUUCCUCUUCAAUGAAUGCAGUUUUCCUUCACAAUGACGGAGUAACGAUGGACAAUACAGAGGAGAAUAUGGUGUUGAUACUGACUGACAGACGCAUCUGAUGUUGCAGAGCCAUUUUUAGUUAAUAUUUUCUCACUUUUAAGCAUUUUGAGGAAUGCAAGUCCGAUAUUUUUGUAAUUAGACGAAAUCAUAUGUGAGCUAGACGGCUAUCGGCCUGUCAGCAAGUUAGCAAUGAUGGCUAGCUAACUUGUGCUAGCCUAUGUUAGCUGCCUGCCCUUCCCAAUAGAAAAAAUACGGUCUACCCACAUCCGAAGAAAAGCAAGAGAUUUACUGUGUAAUACCUCGAAAUUGAACUGUUUUGCGAAAGGAUUUUACAGGAUUUUGGUACCAGAUGAUUGAAGUGGGUGUGGCCAUUUGACAAACAGUCCAUCCUGAGUGACGGCUCCUUCAACCACCUUGUCCCCACCCCUUUCCCCACCCUCUCGCACCCGGUUCCCACUGCGAUGUCUCAUCUGCCUAGCAGCUCAGUCCGUGACCAUAUGAAAUGGGUCUGUCCUCAACUGUCCACAAACUAUGCCGGGUUGCUUGGCUGUGAAGCUGUACUGUCCAGCAUGGCUCUAAUGCAGGCUAGCUCCAUGGCCGGGCCCAAGAAGAUGAUGGCGCCUCUUGGUCCUGCCCCUGGGCACCCGCCUCCCCCUCCUCCUCCCCCGGGACAGAGGGAUAUUCCGGACCGUGGGCCACAGGGCCCUAUGGUCUUGCCAACUGGGAUGAACUGUCCGCCUCUGCUCCUCCGGAAAGAGGGAGAGUUCUCCGCUCCCCGCCUGUUGGAUGAGAAGGAAAUGAGAGCCAAUGAGGACAUGCAGCUGAAAAAGAAGAACAGGAAGUCGGGAACACCCUGUAAAGUGAGGGAGCAGGAGGGGAGGGGAGGGAAGGUGGUGGUGGUGGACGAGAAUGGGAACUGUCCAAUGCAAAACAAAGUGCAGAAGAACUUCAUUUGCGACCACUGUUAUGGAGCCUUCAGGAGUGGGUACCACCUGAAGCGACAUAUUCUCAUCCACACGGGAGAGAAGCCGUUUGCUUGUGCCAUAUGCGAUAUGAGGUUCAUCCAGCGUUACCACCUGGAGAGACACAGUCUCACCCACACAGGGGAGAAGCCGUACGCUUGUACCAUGUGCGACAUGCGGUUUAUCCAACGUUACGCCUUGGAGAGACACAACCUCAAACACACGGGGGUGAAACCGUAUGCUUGCACCAUGUGCAACAAGCGUUUUUACCAACGUGACCACCUUCAGAGACACAACCUCAAACAUACGGGAGUGAAACCGUAUGCUUGCAACAUGUGCGACAAGCGUUUUUACCAACGCUACCACCUUCAGAGACACAGCCUCAAACAUACGGGGGUGAAACCGUAUGCUUGCACCAUGUGUGACAUGCGUUUUUACCAACGUUACCACCUUCAGAGACACAGCCUCAUCCAUACGGGGGUGAAGCCCUACGCUUGUACCAUGUGUGACAUGAGGUUUUUCCAACGUUACCACCUGCAGAGACACAGCCAGACCCAUACGGGGGUGAAGCCCUACGCUUGUACCAUGUGUGAUAGGCGGUUUUUCCGACGUUACCAACUCCAGAGACACAGCCUCACCCACACGGGGGUGAAGCCCUACGCUUGUACCAUGUGUGAUAGGCGGUUUUUUGGACGUUACCAACUCCAGAGACACAGCCUCACCCACACGGGGGUGAAGCCCUACGCUUGUACCAUGUGUGACAUGAGGUUUUUCCAACGUUACCACCUGCAGAGACACAGCCUCACCCAUACGGGGGUGAAGCCCUACGCUUGCACCAUGUGUGAUAGGCGGUUUUUCCGACGUUACCAGCUGCAGAGACACAGCCUCACCCACACGGGGGUGAAGCCCUACGCUUGUACCAUAUGUGAUAGGCGGUUUUACGGACGUUUCCAACUCCAGAGACACAGCCUCACCCACACGGGGGUGAAGCCCUACGCUUGUACCAUGUGUGAUAUGCGGUAUUUCCAACGUUACCAACUGCAGAGACACACCCUCACCCAUACGGGGGUGAAGCCCUACGCUUGUACCAUGUGUGACAUGAGGUUUUACCAACGUUACCACCUGCAGAGACACAGCCAGACCCAUACGGGGGUGAAGCCCUACGCUUGUACCAUGUGUGACAUGAGGUUUUACCAACGUUACCACCUGCAGAGACACAGCCAGACCCAUACGGGGGUGAAGCCGUACGCUUGUACCAUGUGUGACAUGAGGUUUUUCCAUCGUUACCAUCUCCAGAGACACAGCCUCACUCAUACUGGGGUGAAGCCCUACGCUUGUACCAUGUGUGAUAUGAGGUUUUUCCAACGUUACCAUCUCCAGAGACACAGUCUCACCCAUACGGGGGUGAAGCCCUACGCUUGUACCAUGUGUGACAUGAGGUUUUUUCAACGCCAUCACCUCCAGAGACACAGCCUCACCCAUACGGGGGUGAAGCCAUACGCUUGUUCCAUGUGUGACAAGCGUUUUUUCCAACGUUACCAGCUGCAGAAACACAGCCUCUCUCACACGGGGGUGAAGCCCUAUGCUUGCUCCAUGUGUGAUAUGAGGUUUAUCCAACGUUAUCAACUCCAGAGGCACAGCCUCACCCACACGGGGGUGAAGCCCUACGCUUGUACCAUGUGUGAUAGGCGUUUUUUUGGACGUUACCAACUCCAGAGACACAGCCUCACCCACACGGGGGUGAAGCCGUAUGCUUGCUCCAUGUGCGACAUGAGGUUUUUCCAACGUUACCACCUGCAGCGACACGCUGUCACACACACGGGGGUGAAGCCGUACGCUUGUUCCAUGUGUGACAUGAGGUUUUUCCAGCGUUACCACCUGGAGAGACACAGCCUCAAACAUACGGGCGAGAAGCCGUUUGCUUGCGACAUGUGCGACAUGCGCUUCAUCCAGCGCUACCACCUGGAGCGACACAAGCGCGUGCACAGCGGAGAGAAGCCAUACCAGUGUGAACGCUGCCAGCAGAACUUCUCGCGAACGGACCGCUUGCUGAGGCACAGGCGUUUGUGCCAGGGCCGGGGGGUUGCCAAGGUGGAGACGCAGCCCUGCUGUGAGCCCAUAGCCCGUCCGUACCCGCAGGAGCCUCCCGCGCCACCCCCCACCUCGGCCUGGAGCCCCCUGCACCCUCCGCCCGGCCGCCUUGCCGUCUGACAUUCCCUUCCCCCCCUCUUCCCUCCGCUCGGCCCGCCGGCGACUCCCUGGAGACCCUGCUGCCCUGGCAACCCGCCGUUGCCACCCCAGCAAUGAGGAGCUCAGUGGCGUCACCCUGUGGUCGUGACUGAUAGUUACAGCUUAUGUCAGUCAGGUGGGGGGGAAUUUAACUAAAGAGGGGAAAAAUCCUUUUCUUUCAUGUCUUUCUCUUUCUUUUUUUUCUCUUUGUUUAUUUGUUGUUGUUUUGGGGGUGAGGGAGGGUGGGGGAGGGGUGUUUUCAAACAUAUGGUUAGUUUUCCUUUUCUGUUGUGAUUUUUUUUUUCUUCUUUUGUUUAUUUUCUACUUAAUCAUGUUUUCUUGUUUCCUUUCGAAAAGGUCAUGCUACUUUCAUUUAAUAUUUUUUUUAAUUACUAUCAUGUUUAAUGAUGGUACUUUUUUUUUUUUUUUUGAAAGGAAGGGAACUAGAACAGUUGAGGAGGGAUUUUUCAGGAGGGACUCUGUUGUUACACCACAACAGCGAAUAGGGAUGCAUAAAUGUUAAGCCAGAGAACCUAUGUAGAGGGUUAAAAAAGGCAUUGAUGUCAUUAUAUUGUUCAUUGUAGUUAAAAAAGGAUAUCCAUGAAUGGUACAAGGUUCUAGUUCCAUACAAUAGUGUUUUGAUGACCGUAGUUCCACUGACGGAGCUUAAUAGUGUGAGCCUGAAGACUGAUCACACGUCCCUUGUACAUGUUGUGUGAUGUUUGUGCUAAAGAAAAGGGGCCGUUUGGAAUAGUGUCAGGAUCGGAACGUCUUGACUUCGGUUAACUGUCGCCCCUUUAUUCGCCUGCAGCACCACUUGAUGCGCGGGUGGUCGAAAGGACGUGGCAUACACACACGCAUAUUACACAUAACACAUGCGCACACAUACACAUGCAUACUUACAGUUGCGACUUGUGCCGAGUCGCCCGGUUUUUCUCAGAUAACCCGGGAAACUCCUGCCAGGAUUGCUAACUCUCACGAGUGACGAAGCAAGAACUUUUUUUCUGAAGAGAAAACAAAAUAUUAAAGACAGAGAGAGAGAGAAACUCUUGCCAGUGUACGUCGGAGAUGGCACAAAAACUUUAAGCAACAUCCGGAAAGUCCUGCCGCUUACUUCUGAGAAAACAUGUGAGCCUGUGCUGUCGUUUUUUGGGGUAACCGUGUCAAGGGUUGCCAUAAAAACCCCUAUUGUGCUUUUUACAAACAUUUGAGACAGCACAAGACGUCUUUUCCUAAGCCCCCACCACUUAACCAUGUAUACAGACUAAAUGUGCUCAGCCUAUAACAAGACAUAUUCAAUCUUGUGGCCUUAGGAUGUGCUAAUGUUUUCUUUUUGUUUUUCAAUAUAUUUUAUUUUCUUUUUUUUCUUUUUUUAUGUAUGUUAUUUUUACUUUAAAGUUAAUGGUGUAAUUAUCGUUUCACAAAAAAAUCAUAUUUGAGAUAGUCACUGCCUUUUACAAACAAGACAAAACAUUUUUUCCAAAGCCGCCGUUGUAAAGAAAACCUCGCCUACCCUUUCUGGCACCUGAUCGCUUCAGUUACCACAUGGUUCAUAGAGUAGCUAUGCUGCUGUUUUUUUUUCUUUUUGUAAUUAAUAUUAUCAUCCAUAAAUGUAUCAAUAUUAUCUGUCAUGGAUAUUUGUUGGGAAAAAAGGACUAAAAGGUUGUAACAAGGACUUUUCAUUUCUGUCACAGGCAGUGUGACGGGCAGCCCUGAUCAGUUUGACCGUAUGAAACUAAGAUCAAUUUGGGGUCCUGUACUUAGAAGUGAAAUGACUGGGAGUCCUUGAGGUCAUGUUUUUUUCCUAUUUGCCUAUUAAGUAGUGAUGGUGUUGGAGUAACGCUAGCAUUGAUAAAAAAAAUAAUGUGUUUUCUCUUUGGGGUAGUCUGCAGUCUACGCGCACGUACGACCCCCUCAAAGACGAGAUUUCCAUCGUAGUCCUUGCCCUCAGUGCUUGUGGUUGGGUUUGUGUGUCUUAGGAGUCAGUCCGCUCUAUAACCCUGUCACAGACUUUUAUUAUGACGAGAGAUGUGUCAAUGCUUUCUGCAGCCUCUGCUGUGCCUCUGCUUUGGCAUUUUUGAGAAGGGCACAAUGGAACUGUUGGGCUCCCCACAGACCGACUAUGGGCCAACUGUUACCUAUGGGUCCUGCAUGCUGAUUUAUAUCUGAUCUGAUCUUGACAACCCCGUCAUUGUAAUCCACAAGUGCAACAAGGGAAGGCAGGGUUGCCAAAUCUGUAUUUAAUCCACUUUUUUAUAUAUAUAUUUUAAUUAUAAAUUUGACAACAAAUGAAACUUAAGCUCCUCUUCUUUUUAGUUGCAUACUGUAGUAACAUGAUUUUCUGUUUGUAUUUUCAAGGACCUUUUUUUAUUUCUAAUAUGACUUUCAAAACACUGGAGUGAUACGAAAGAAAUAAAAAAUACAGUUUUUUGUUAUUUUAAACGGAAUUAGAUUUUAGAAUUUAGACAGAGCCUCUCUUCAAACCCAACACACACAUGGUGGGCAGCACCUUGUCCAAACAUUUGGAUGAUAUUCAUGAAGGUCUUUGCACCUCAAGAUGAUGACAAAAAAAAGAAAAGAAAAUUCUAUAUUUUUCCCUCUUGUAUUAACUCUCCUCCCCCCUCCAUCCCAUCCAAAACUUUGAUUUUAGUGAACUAUAUUGAUAGCGACAUUAGUCAAGAGACAGCGUCUAUGGUAGAACACACAGACUAGUCUUUUUGUUAUUCUCAUAGGCUUGCAUGCAGUUACAGUCAUCAGUUUAAGAGCUUAUAUUGUUUUUGUUUUUAUUUUGUGUAGGUGAAAAAUAUUUGCAAAGACAUCUUUUCUAAUAAAAAAAUAAUGUGAUAUCAUGAUAAUUAUUGUAAAGAAAAAAAAUGGGCAAACUAAUAUGUACCCUUGUGAUCUAAUUAGUUUUCAUUGUAUGGAGUGAGGAGAGGGGCUUCCAUUAUGCAGAAAUAAAAAUACUUUGUAAAAGUAA